Penaeus monodon (black tiger shrimp) is the source of this 1044-nucleotide messenger RNA. RefSeq names its product protein zyg-11 homolog B-like. Bases 23 to 1042 code for a protein of 339 amino acids. Lineage: Eukaryota; Metazoa; Arthropoda; Malacostraca; Decapoda; Penaeidae. The record is from RefSeq and is a predicted model, not a curated record. The transcript is spliced from 2 exons. Gene Ontology annotation, cellular component: Cul2-RING ubiquitin ligase complex.
UGCAGAUAUUUGCUAUGACAGGAUGGUAGAGAGUCCUGGAACCUUACAGGAGCUGGUUGUGGAAUUCAUUGCCAGCCAUGUCAAGGAAGUUUGCACCUCACGUGUGUCUCUGGAUGACAACACCCACAGACUGUACUUCAGGGACUCCAAUGCAUUUUGUCACCAAAAAGUUGCAAACUUGCUGCUUAUGACAAUGGACAGAAAAGGCCUCCUAGAUGAUUUGAAUAUGACAUUGUUUGACCCAGUGGUGCUGCGCCUAAGUCAAGUGACUCUACACAAUGCUAAUAAUGUAACUUGUAAAGGUCUCAGAAUACUAAAAAGUCAUCAAAUACAAUCUGUGGAAGUGAAAAACCUAUCGAAAGUUUCAGUGGAUGAACUUAUUAGCUGCUUUGGUGAAUGGACCCUCAAUAAUAUACAUGCAUUAAGUGUUAGUGGAUCUACUUUUACUUCUCAUACAUCAAAUGCAGUUUGUAAAGGAAAUACACUAUCAACAAAAUCAUAUGUAGGCCUUAGCAAGUUGAAGAAUUUACAUAUGUUGAAUGUUAGUGGAACAGAACUAUCAUUCCAUGCACUACUGAAUAUUUGCAAUGACCUACAUAUGCUCAGUUCCCUUGAUAUAUCCAACUGCAGUAAACUGGAAUCAGUAGAGUGUCUUCGUAUCAGAAAAAACACCUUGAAAUCAUUGAACAUGUACAACCUAAAAGUGCUGCGUAUGGAGGAAACAAAGCAAGUGCUGCUGGAGCUAAGGGGUCUCAUCCACCUAGACAUCAGUGAAAACAAGGGCAGUCAGGACCCAAUUGACCGACUCAUGCCCAUGAAGCCUAUUGUACCCGACUUGCUCAGGGAAACUGUGUUUGGCCCAAACCUCAGAUCACUGGACAUCUCAGGGCAGGACCAAACCAAGCUGGAGGAUCUACACUUCUUCCUCAAAGGCCACCCUAAGCUAGAGUUCCUUGGACUUAUGCUGACCUCUCUCUGCUUAGACACAGUAUUCCUUGAUGGCUACAGUAUCACAGUAAGUUUUUUAUUUCUGUGCUUCUAAUA